This is a messenger RNA of Poecilia latipinna (sailfin molly), 5687 nucleotides long. It is a transcript of the gene slc4a2b, whose product is annotated as solute carrier family 4 member 2b. The coding region runs from base 360 to 4040 and encodes 1226 amino acids. The transcript has 24 exons. Gene Ontology annotation, biological process: bicarbonate transport; transmembrane transport; monoatomic anion transport. The record is from RefSeq and is a predicted model, not a curated record. Gene Ontology annotation, cellular component: plasma membrane; apical plasma membrane; basolateral plasma membrane. Lineage: Eukaryota; Metazoa; Chordata; Actinopteri; Cyprinodontiformes; Poeciliidae. Gene Ontology annotation, molecular function: solute:inorganic anion antiporter activity; monoatomic anion transmembrane transporter activity.
CUUUCCACCGGAAGUAGCUGUGAGUUCCUUGCCCUUAUUUGACGCGGUACUUGAGAGUAAUUCAGAGUUUGAGGCGAGUACGGCUGCCAGGCACCGGAUUACCGACCACUUCUGACUGUUAGCUCGUUUUUCCUUGGACAGACUCGCCUCUUGACAGUCAGUGACUGCCACACAUGCAUGGAGUAAUCCCCCAACAGUAGCACCACCAGCGGAUGAACCGGCUUUGUUUUCUGCCUUGUUGAACAGGUUAUGCUGCCCAAAAGCUGUCUGAGUCCCAGUGAGAAAGAGAAGGGCUAAAGCCGCACCAGUCCAAACCAGCUUCCCAGAGCCUGAACAACAGCAACUUUCCCUGCAGAGCCAUGAGCAACCCCAGCGCACCCGACCAGGUUACAGAUGCUGUUGCAUCAGUUGUUCACAGUCCAGAGGCUUCUCCAGCCUCUCCGCUUCACGGUCACCAACGUCGGGGAGAAGAGGAGGAUGAGGGCGACCUGAACAAAGCUUUGGGCGUUCAACGUUUCCAGCACAUUCUCCGCCCUGCGGCCUCUGUUCCAGACGAGCUGCUUCACUCCUACCAUGAGGAGGACAUCGAAUACCACCGUCACUACUCUCGUCACAUCCACCGACCUCUGUCCAAACUGCCGACUGAGGGACGAAGGAAGAAAGGCAGCAAGAAAAGGAAAAAGGACAAGGACCAUAAAAGCAGCCGUGCGCCCUCUAGUGGCCCAAUAGAGGAAGGGGAGGAUGAAGAGGAAGAGGAGGAAGAGAGCAUAGAGGCCAAUUCUGUUCUAUCGGAGUCUGAGAAACCCAGAGAUGUAGAGUUUUUCUUAUCGGAUGAAGACCAAAUUUCAAGACGUGGCAACUCGACCCGAGACCUAAACGAUGUUCCCCAGUCUCCUGUGAGAACAGAAGCCAAAGAUGCAUCCAUCUUCGAUAAACCCGACUCGCCCAGCUCCCCAAGCCCCGCUUCCCGUUCGGCUUCGCCCGAAAACCCGCCUCUGCUUCGGGUCUCCUCCGCCAGCCGCAGCUACGACCUGCAGGAGCGCCGACGGACGGGCAACAUGACGGGCGCCGAGCAAGCCAAGUACCAGCGCAUCCCCACGGACGAGAGCGAAGCCCUGACGCUGGCCUCCGCCGACCUGGACGGCAUCAAGAGUCAUCGAUUUGAGGAUGUUCCCGGCGUGCGCAGACACCUGGUCAGGAAGAGCACCAAGGGGCAGAUGGUGCACAUCGGCAAAGACCACAAAGAGCCGACGACUCGCAGCAAAAAGCAAGACCGCACCCCACACGAGGUGUUUGUGGAGCUGAACGAGCUGACGAUGGACAAGAACCAGGAGAUGCAGUGGAAGGAGACGGCUCGUUGGAUCAAGUUUGAGGAGGACGUGGAGGAGGAAACGGACCGUUGGGGGAAACCGCAUGUGGCGUCGCUGUCUUUCCGCAGUCUGCUGGAGCUCAGGCGGACCAUCUCCCACGGUGCGGUGCUGCUGGAUUUGGACCAGAAGACUCUGCCGGGUAUCGCCCACCAGGUGGUGGAGCAGAUGAUCAUUUCCGACCAGAUCAAAGCGGAGGACAGAUCCAACGUUCUGCGAGCUCUGCUGCUUAAACACAGUCACCCGAGCGAUGAAAAGGAGCACGUUAGCCAUUUCCCCAGAAACAUCUCAGCAGCCAGCCUUGGCAGCCUUUUACCGCACCACCACGCCGCCAACCACAACCAUCAGCUGGAGCCGUCUGUGACCGACCCGCUCAUGGGAACCGUCAAGUCCGAGGUGGACAAUGACGCUCGCAUCGACAUCGACAGGAACGAGCCACAGCAGAAGGAGCCGAGUCUCGGGCCGGGCAUGCAUCGAUCCAAGUCCAAACACGAGCUGAAGUUGCUGGAGAAGAUUCCGGAAAACGCUGAGGCCACCGUGGUUCUUGUGGGUUGCGUCGACUUCCUGGAGCAGCCCACCAUGGCGUUUGUGAGGCUCCAGGAGGCGGUGGAGCUGGAGUCCGUUCUGGAAGUUCCUGUUCCCGUCAGAUUCCUCUUCGUUCUGCUUGGACCUCCAACCACCAGCAUGGACUACCAUCAGAUUGGACGCUCAAUCUCCACCCUCAUGUCUGACAAGCAAUUUCAUGAGGCAGCUUACCUGGCGGACGACAGGCAGGACCUGCUGAAUGCCAUCAACAGCUUCUUGGACUGCAGUAUCGUUCUGCCGCCAUCGGAGAUGGGAGACGACGAGCUGCUUCGCUCUGUUGCUCGCUUCCAGAGAGAAAUGCUCCGUAAGAGGGAAGAACAAGAGCAGGUCAAGCUGCUGGCUAAAGAGCCGAAAAGCUUCGAGGACAAAGAGGCCCUUCUCAAACCUUCAAAACAGUCAGACGACCCCUUGGAGCGCACGGGCCGCCCCUUCGGAGGCCUUAUAAGAGACAUUCAGCGUCGAUACCCAAAAUACAUCAGCGACUUCAGCGACGCCUUGAACAGCCAGUGCAUGGCGGCGGUCAUCUUCAUCUACUUUGCUGCUCUCUCUCCAGCUAUCACAUUUGGAGGUUUACUAGGCGAGAAGACUGAAGGACUGAUCGGGGUUUCUGAGCUGAUCAUCUCGACAGCAGUCCAGGGAAUCCUGUUCUGCUUACUCGGAGCUCAGCCGCUGCUGGUCGUUGGUUUUUCUGGGCCCAUUCUGGUCUUUGAGGAAGCCUUUUAUAGUUUCUGCAAAUCAAACAACAUGGAGUACCUGACGGGCCGCGUCUGGAUUGGGUUAUGGCUCAUCGUCAUCGUGAUCGUCACGGUGGCCUUCGAAGGCAGCUUUCUGGUGCGCUACGUCUCCCGCUUCACCCAGGAAAUCUUCUCCUUCCUCAUCUCCCUCAUCUUCAUCUGCGAGACCUUCGUCAAGCUGGGCAAGAUAUUCAAGGAGCACCCGCUGAAACGCUGCUCAGUCAACAGCACCACAGUAGAAGAAGAAAAAGAAGUCGUACUAGGAAACAGAACGAUGAGGGAGCACAAUGACACCCACGUCGUCACGGUUACCGGGGAGCCUAACACGGCACUGCUUUCUCUGGUUCUCAUGGCCGGAACGUUCUUCAUCGCCUUUUACCUGCGGAAGUUCAAGAACAGCGCUUUUUUCCCCGGGAGGUGUCGCAGGAUUAUUGGAGACUUCGGGGUCCCCAUUGCGAUCCUGAUCAUGGUUCUGAUGGACUACAGCAUAGAAGACACUUAUACUCAGAAACUGAGCGUCCCCAGCGGUUUCUCUGUGACGAGUCCCAACAAGCGAGGCUGGAUCAUCAAUCCUCUGGGCUCGGACGGACGGUUCCCCGUCUGGAUGAUGUUCGCCUGCUGUCUUCCCGCGCUGCUGGUUUUCAUCCUGAUCUUCAUGGAGACGCAGAUCACAACGCUCAUCGUCAGUAAGAAAGAGCGGAUGCUGCUGAAGGGUUCUGGUUUCCACCUGGACUUGCUGCUCAUCGUGGUCCUCGGUGGCACCUCGGCGCUCUUCGGGCUGCCGUGGAUGGCCGCCGCCACUGUUCGCUCCGUGACCCACGUCAACGCCCUGACGGUCAUGAGCAAAGCCGUCGCCCCUGGAGACAAGCCUCGCAUCCAGGAGGUGAAGGAGCAGAGGGUCACCGGGCUGCUGGUCGCCGUCUUGGUUGGUCUGUCCAUUGUGAUCGGCGACCUGCUGCGUCAGAUUCCCCUCGCCGUGUUGUUUGGCAUCUUCCUCUACAUGGGAGUGAUGUCGCUCAAUGGCAUCCAGCUGACAGAGCGAAUGAUGCUGCUCCUCAUGCCGCCAAAGUAUCACCCUGACCACACCUACGUACGCAAGGUUCGUACGUGGCGCAUGCAUCUCUUCACCUGCAUCCAGAUGGUGUGCUUGGCCGUCCUUUGGGCCGUCAUGUCCACCCAGGCGUCUCUGGCUUUCCCCUUUGUCCUCCUCCUCACUGUCCCCGUCAAGAUGUUCGUGCUGCGUCGCGUCUUCAAUGAAAGAGAGAUGGCAUGUCUGGACGGUGAUGAUGCAGAACCAUAUUUUGACGAGCGCGAUUGUCAUGACGAAUACUCCGAGAUGCACAUGCCCGUGUAACGCCGCUCCCAGGCCUCGCAUCGCCACUCAAUCCAACUCCACUCGACACCGAAGCCCAUCAGAACCGCUGACCUCUGGGUCAGAAACUUGAAAGUAAAGCUCGCUGGAAGAAUCUGGUCAACAACACCUCUGCUUGGGCGCCUUUUUGUGUUUGAUAGCGACAACAAAAUGAAGAGAUUUAGCUUUAUUUCUUUAUUUUUUUUCAUGACAUUUUAUUUUUAUUUAAACAUUUAUUUCAGGGGACAAGAGAUUCCAAAUAAAACGAAGUGAUUGCAAGCUAAAAAUUAAUAUAUAGCAGUAGACGUAUGUGCAAAACUGAUAACAUUUUAGCCCUGAAAGGUUGCUAUGAUUCACAUUGAAUAUGUGGAAGAUAUCUAGGAUACAUUCCUUAACAUUAACAUGUUGUUAGUGCUAGUCAUGUUUUUUUCUUCCUUUUACACCCACUAAGCGCCUUAUGAAGGAAACGAGAUACUGAGCAAUUUUUUCCUCCUCAUUCUGUCUUAUUUUAGACAAUCACUUUAAACAUGAAGCUUGUAGCACUUUUUAUAAGAAACCAAAUCUGAACUGUAUUCUGUAUAAUUAUUUUAGCUGCUUAGUGUUCGUAGUGUGGCUUUAGUUGAGGGAUUUUUUUUUUCCAGCCUGCUUUUUCAUCAUUUUGUUUUGUUUUUAACUCGGAUGCUGCGGUUUAAAUCAAUUUCAGUGCCUGCAAUGAUGCAAGAUCACCAGCAGAGGGAGAUCUUGAAUUACUGUUAAUGUUUCACCAGAAAAUGCAAUUGUUCUGUUACAUUAAUGCCAUGAAAUCAUGUUUGUCAUCAUAGACUUCACUUUUUUUAUUUAAAAAAAACACAGUGGCGGUAUAGAUGCACUUGAAUUGUCCCCUCGCACAUGUGCAGGGCACUAAUGUUAUAAUAUGUUGUGACUCGGUGAGGAAAUGCUGUAAAGUUGUCACCAUUUUGUCCCAGUGCCAAAUAUCUACGGUUAGAAUAACAAGCUGCAGCAGAUUGGUUAUCUCCGAUCUGAUCCUGCGUUUUUUUUUUUUUCACUCUAAAACAUUCCAUAUUUUAACUUUUGCUGUGUUAAAACAGUCUAAUCAUUUCAGAUUCCCACACAGACUGAAAAGAAAAUCGAUGCGUAUCUGCUUUUUAAACUCUAUCUGACUCUAAACUCUAAUCAUUUUCAUCGUGCAGUUAAAGCUUUGACUGUCAAACACUUUAAAACUGACUUUGUUACAUUAUGUCAAACACUACUUUUCCCCUCUGAGUGCCUCAGCCUGACUGAGAUGGUGCCUUUCUGGGGUCAAAAGUCACAAAAAGUGAAGUGCCUGUAGGGGGAGGGGGGGGUGACCCACACGUGUGUUUAGGAUGGCACGUUAGUGUUCAGCACUUUUCAAACAUCUCUGGAUUAUGCAUCACUGCUGUUUGCUUAAAGAAUACUACAGAAGUUUUUUUCUGCUUUUAAUGUAUGCAAACACUUUUUUUGUUUUGUGCUGUCUGUUUCUGAUCAGUGUGCCUGUGUAGCUUCAGAUUCUGUGAUCAAGUCGUUAUGAAGAAGUGUGUAGGUUUGUUUUUAUUGCAAUACAAGUCCAUGAGACUGUUGCUGAUAACUUGUCCAUCAGACAUUGAUGACAAAUAAAGUAUUUUCUAUUUA